This is a messenger RNA of Naegleria gruberi, 1815 nucleotides long. RefSeq lists its product as uncharacterized. Gene Ontology annotation, biological process: regulation of DNA-templated transcription. Gene Ontology annotation, molecular function: zinc ion binding; protein binding; DNA-binding transcription factor activity, RNA polymerase II-specific. The coding region runs from base 1 to 1815 and encodes 604 amino acids. NCBI's taxonomy places the organism in Eukaryota, Heterolobosea, Eutetramitea, Acrasida, Naegleriidae. The transcript has 2 exons. The record is from RefSeq and is a predicted model, not a curated record.
AUGUUAGCGAACGUGAAAGAAGAGCAUUUAUCGCCUCCUACAACGACAACAUCGAAUCAUCAUCCGAACCAUCAUCAUCAAUAUUUGAAUAAUAAUAAUAAUAAUGGACAGCAACAGCAACAACCGACAAGUGGUGUCAUCCCACCAAUGAUGAUGAAUAAGGAAGAAGUUCAAAUGUCCUCUACCAAUAAUAAUAACAAUACACCAAGUAGUAGUACCACUACUUCAUCAUCUAAUAAUAUGAUGAAUCAUUCAAUGCCAACUCCUAAUGUAAUUCCACCAAAUUAUCAACAAUCUAGUAAUGGAAUUCCACCUCCUCACCAAGAUGGUCAACAUGGUGGAUAUUAUCCUCCAAUUCAUCACCAUCAACAACCACCACCAUACUAUGGUUCCUAUGCUCACCAUCAAUAUCCAAGUCAACAACCAAUGAAUAAUGCUUUACCUUCUUUGAAUUCGACUAGUGGCCCUUCGUAUGGCAUGCCUGGUAACAAUAAUACCAUUGAAGGUUAUGCCCCAAAUCCACAACAAACAAAUAACAAUCCACAACAACAGGUUAUGCAAAAUCCUCCACCUCAAUAUAAUAACAUGGAGAAUGUUCAACAACAAGGUAAUGUCCAUCAGCAACAACAAUUGUAUCAACAAAUACCACCAACAUCUCAAAAUACUGUCAUGAAUAAUGGCAUGCCAUCAAGUGUUGUUAACAACACUGCUCAAUCAGCUGUCCAAAGUACAUCUUCCACAACCUCACAGCAACAAACAGUUGCACAUACCAUCUUCCAUGAAUAUCAAACUCAUAAGAAGAGUAGUUCACCAAUUAAUGAUAACAACUCUGGUGAAUAUCAUCCAAUCGCUUGUAUUCCAUGUAGAAAGAGACACAAGAAGUGUGACAGAUUAUUACCAAAAUGUUCCGAGUGUGGAAAGAGAGGAAUUGAUUGUCAAUAUUAUGAACCAAAGCAAAAAGGAAGAAAAAAGAAAGAUGACGCACCAGGCUCUCCACAACCUUCCUCCCCAACGAAUAAUACUCAAAGCGAGCAAUAUUCCACUCCUCAAACUCCUACAACAAACUAUACUUUCCAACAACAACAGCAACAACAACCAGUAACACCAUCUUUCAAUCAACAAGGUACUACUUCCAAUCCAGAAAAUUCACCUGCCUCAUUACAAACACGAGAGAGAUCAGCAAGUUAUCAAAAGUACAGAUCUGAGCCAUAUCCUAAUGUAAAUCGUAGUGAUAUCCAAAUGUACAAUAAUAAUGGUGGUAUGAAUCCAUCUAUCUCUAAUACUGUGACACCUCAAAGAGAACGUGCAGUCUCCUCCGCUUCAUCCUCUAAUUAUUUUUCCUCAUCACCUUAUUUCAAUGGAAUGAAUUCUCAACCAUCACCAAUUCAGAAUAAUAAUGGAUUUCCAAAUAUCAAGACCAAUAAUGUCACUACUCCAAUAAUGAACAACAAUCAAUAUAUGCAACAACCAAACAGAGUAAUGACAACUUCCUCCUCACCUGAUUCUUCUAAUGAUGCCAAUUUACCACCAUAUGCUCGAUUUGUUCCAAUUGAAAAGGAUAAACUUAAGGAGCAAUUGUAUAUCAGAAGAGGAGAUUUUGAAAGUUGGGAUACCUUUAGGGUUGCUCAAUGGAUUGAUACUUUGGAUUCUUCAUUCCCUUCUCAUAAUGUUGGUGAAUUAUUCAAACAUCACGAUAUUGAUGGUUUAGCAUUUUUGGGUUUACAUAAUCAAAUUCUGCUGGAAAUGGGAAUUGCUAAGGUUGGAGUGAGACUGAGAUUGGUCAGAAUUAUUGACCAUUUACGUUUACAAAAUUAG